Molecule: messenger RNA, 939 nt
Organism: Penicillium nucicola
Lineage: Eukaryota; Fungi; Ascomycota; Eurotiomycetes; Eurotiales; Aspergillaceae
Product: putative alpha-1,6-mannosyltransferase subunit
Exons: 1
Coding region: 1-939 (312 amino acids)
Biological process (GO): protein N-linked glycosylation
Cellular component (GO): Golgi membrane
Molecular function (GO): glycosyltransferase activity
Source: RefSeq, a predicted model, not a curated record
AUGCAAAUGUAUCGUCGAUCACCAAUGGGUGGCGGUAAGAAGUUCGUCAUCAUACUUGGAUCCAACGUGGAAGGAGGAGUGAUGGAGCUGAAGGGCGCACGCGAAUGGGCGAUCGAACGCAACAGCAUUUGGAACAAGCAACAGUACGCAAAGCAAUGGGGCUACGAGCUGGAACUCGCCAAUCUCCUGGCCAAGAAACGAUACUCACAUGAAUGGCGUGAAAGUUGGGAGAAAGGCGAUGUGAUCCGCGAAGCCAUGCGGAAGUAUCCCGACGCAGAAUGGUUCUGGUGGCUUGAUCUGAAUACUUGGAUUAUGGAGCAUGAGACUUCUUUACAGUCCCAUAUCUUUAAUCGCCUUGACACCGGUGUCUACCGCGAUAUCGGUGCCUACAACCCGCUCAAUAUCACACACCCGCUCCCGGAGUUCUGGCUGGACGAACUCGGCCGAGCCCUGGAAGGCGACGACAACCCUAACUCAUUGAAUAUGCUUCUAUCGCAAGAUUGCUCUGGUUUCAACCUGGGUUCUUUCUUCGUUCGUCGUUCUCUCUGGACCGAUCGGCUUCUCGAUGCCUGGUGGGAUCCAGUCAUGUAUGAGCAGAUGCACAUGGACUGGGAACACAAGGAACAGGAUGCCCUUGAAUACAUUUACCAGAGCCAACCAUGGGUCCGCAGUAGUGUCGGCUUCUUACCUCAACGCAGCAUCAACGCUUUCCCUCCUGGCGCCUGUGGCGAUGAAGAGAAUCCAACCGUGCAUUACCAGCAGAACGCUCGUGACUUCGUUGUCAACAUGGCUGGCUGUAUGUUCGGUCGUGACUGCUGGAGUGAGAUUUAUUAUUACCGCGAGCUGAGCAAAUGGCUCAACCGGUCAUUCUGGGUUCGUGUUAAGGAGAGCCUCGGCGAAAGAUAUGACAGUUUCUGGGGAAAGAAAAAGAAACAUUGA